GGAUUAUAGCAUGUCAACAUUCACUCGGUGGUCGGUACACGAGGUCGGAACGUUUUGAGAGAAGCCGGUUUCGAGCGGUGAGGUGUUUUGUUGUAUCUUGACAACGGAUUUGUACAGGUUUUCCGUGAAUUUACAAUAAUGAGCAACGAAGUUACGAUCGACGACUUUCCCGUUUUGAGGUUGAAGCAUGUAUAUAUCAAGGACGAGGAUGCGCUUUUGAAGACAAUAAAUACGAUAUUGCAAGGUGGCACAGACAAUCUGCAAGUGGUUACAGAUUUCGAUUUAACUCUAACGAAGCAACACAUCAAUGGAAUACCUACGCUUAGUAGUUUUGGUAUGUUCAGAAAAUGCGAGCAAUUACCGCAACAUUAUUUAGACGAGGCUAAGCGUCUGUAUGAUAAGUACAGACCCAUGGAGAUAGAUCCAAAUUUGUCUCUGAAUGAAAAAGCAAAUGCUACGCACGAUUGGAUGAAAGCUGCACACAAUAUAUUAAAAGGAAUUGAGUUUGAUCCUCGCAGGAUAGAAUGGGUAGCCCAAGAAUGCAACAAUAUAUUACGUGAUGGUACAGAAGAGCUUUUCGAGAAGCUAUAUAAUGCAAGAGUUCCAAUUGUAGUGUUAAGUGCUGGUUUAGGAGAUAUGGUGGAAGCUGUGUUAAAGUACCACAAUUCUCUCUUUGAUAAUAAAAUAAUUUCUAAUUUUCUGAAGUACAAUGAAAAUAAAUUGGAUGGAUUUAACAAUGAUGUGCUAAUACAUGCCUAUAAUAAAAAUGAAUGUGCACUAGUGAAAGAGCACUUGACUGUACUUGGAAAGAGGAAGAAUGUAUUGUUAAUGGGUGAUACAACUGGUGAUGCUAAUAUGGUAGAUGAAAUAGAACAUACCAAGACAAUUUUGAAAAUAGGAUUUCUGUAUGAACAUGUGGAGGCUAGCUUAGACUUGUUCAUGGAAAAAUUCGAUAUCGUUCUUGUCGAUGAUCAAACGAUGCGAGUGCCGAUGGAGAUACUGCAAAGUAUCUUAUAAUAAUGUCUGUAUUAAUUAAUAUUUUCUGUUAUACUCACAUGUAUGUAUACAUGUACAUAUCGAAUAAGAAUAUAUGUGCUUAAAAAUAGAAUUUCUACAUACAUGUUUGUUCUAUUA
This is a messenger RNA of Nylanderia fulva, 1134 nucleotides long. It is a transcript of the gene cN-IIIB, whose product is annotated as cytosolic 5'-nucleotidase IIIB. NCBI's taxonomy places the organism in Eukaryota, Metazoa, Arthropoda, Insecta, Hymenoptera, Formicidae. Gene Ontology annotation, cellular component: cytoplasm. The record is from RefSeq and is a predicted model, not a curated record. Gene Ontology annotation, molecular function: magnesium ion binding; 5'-nucleotidase activity.